GGUUCCUCCUCGCCGUUUAUCGUUCGUUCCUUGUUCGUAGUUAAUUAUUUCUUGGUUAGGUAGGAAUUAAGGAUUGAGAUUCAGAUUGUCUUUCGCCUUUCUUAAUAAGUUAAAAUAGAUAUUUUAAAGCCAGCGUCAUGAAAUUAGUCAAAUUUUUAAUGAAACUGAGCCAUGAAACUGUCACGAUAGAGUUGAAGAACGGAACACAAGUCUUUGGCACCAUUACAGGAGUGGAUGUAGCCAUGAACACUCAUCUGAAGACUGUAAAGUUAACAGUGAAAAACAGACCAACAGUGCAGUGUGAUUCAUUGAGUAUUCGUGGAAACAAUAUCCGCUACUACAUUCUACCCGAUGCUCUACCACUGGAGACACUUCUAGUCGAUGACACUCCCAAGGCCAGGGCAAAGAAGAAGGACCAAUCUAGAGGUGCAAUGAGAGGUAGAGGUCGUGGUCGUGGAGGUAGGGGCGGCAGAGGAGGACGAGGUAGAGGAAGAGGCAGACGUUAACACCACCAAUGCUCCGGUAUCAUUUCACCCUCCUUUCCAUGUAACAUUAAGAUUUUUGUUGUUUAUAGGUUAAGUCGUUUCUUGUGUGUCAAGACAUUUAAAAAAAACCUACUUUUUAUAACGUUAACACCACCAAUGCUCCGGUAUGAUUUCACCCUCCUUUCCAUGUAACAUUAAGAUUUUUGUUGUUUAUAGGUUAAGUCGUUUCUUGUGUGUCAAGACAUUAAAAAAAACCUACUUUUUAUAACUUUGUUCUUGUACAAAUUGAGGCAAUCCGAUAUCAAUUCUUUAAAACUGUUUUGGUCAGAUUAAUGUUUAGGCCUACAGGCCUAAUCUAAGUAUUUUCAACUAUGUUCUGGAAUCAGACUUGUAAAUAUUUUAAAAUAAAGUUUGAUUUUGUACUUAGGUA
Macrosteles quadrilineatus (aster leafhopper) is the source of this 915-nucleotide messenger RNA. RefSeq names its product probable small nuclear ribonucleoprotein Sm D1. Gene Ontology annotation, biological process: spliceosomal snRNP assembly; RNA processing. The coding region runs from base 138 to 506 and encodes 122 amino acids. NCBI's taxonomy places the organism in Eukaryota, Metazoa, Arthropoda, Insecta, Hemiptera, Cicadellidae. Gene Ontology annotation, cellular component: U12-type spliceosomal complex; spliceosomal tri-snRNP complex; commitment complex. The transcript has 4 exons. The record is from RefSeq and is a predicted model, not a curated record. Gene Ontology annotation, molecular function: RNA binding.